CACACAUAUGUGUUAAGCAAUACGUAACAACUUACAACAUACAUAACUAUUAACUAAUUUUCUAUACAUUUGUUACUUACGCAAGCAGGCAAGAACCAUUAACCAUGUUGCCUAAUUUGAAGACGCGACGCAUAACGAGCCUGCAGCUGGCAGGCAAGCACUUGGGUCCAGUGGCCAAGUGCCCGCCGCGCUACUCUGAGGAGGAUUGGGACUACAACAACAAGAUUAAGUUUCGCAUUACCUGCGACCAGGAGAAGCUCGCCGAGCGCAUUGUCGAAGAGUCGCGUCGCGUGGUAGAUGAGACCAAGGACACCACCAAGAACUGGCAGCGCGAGGUGGAGCAUCAUAUGCGCGAGCGCACCAGUGAGAUUCGCUUUCUAGUCGAUGAGCUGAACCGUCAGAAGAAGACGGCCAUGCUGGAGGAUGAGGCAUUGAAUACUUAUCGCAAUCGCGUGCUCAAUGCCAUUGAGUUUCUCAAGGAUAAGUCGCUGGCCAUUUGCAAGCAGUGCCUGAUCCUGCGCGAGGGUCGCAUUGGCGUGGAUCUGUGCGAUGAUGAGGUGGAUCGCUCGCUGCGUCGCGAGCUCAAGGUCAUCAAGGGUUGCCAGGGCUUGGCUGAUGCAGCGCUCAAGGAGGCUGAGGAGCAAAUACGCAAGCUGCGCGCUGCCAUGUAUUUGCUGGAUCAGGAUUUGGCAGCCAAGGACAAGUCGCUGUCCAUUGACGAGAAGAAUCUGAAGUUGAAGGACUUUCAGCAUGAUCUGGCCAAGGGACAGGAUCUAUCCAAGCAGCACUGUCAAUUCUCGCUCACCGAGUGGCAGGCGCAGACCUAUGAGAAUCUUGAGGCAAACGCCAAGGCUUUGGUCUCAGCCGGGCAGCUGCGCGCCUACAUUGACCUGCUGCUGAAGCAGGUCUGCGAGGAUAUGCAGAACCAAACGGAUCGCACCAAUGAGGCGUUCGAUCGUCGCAUUGCCGAGACGAAGCACGUGAAGCAGUGUCUGGAGAACAAGCACAAGGACACCAUGGAUCAUAUACAUCAGGUGCAGCGCAACAUGAACGAUCUGGAGAAGGAGAUGUCCGAUAAGCAGCGUGCAAUUGCUUUAUGCUCAACACGCCUGAGCAAUCGCGCCCAUCGUCCUGGGCUUGAGCUCACCUGCGAUAUGGUCCAGGAUGCGCUCUACAAUGAGCUGCAGGCUCUGAAGGCCUCUGUCUGCAAGCUGAAUCAGAAACUGAACGAGAACAAGGCUUCCAUGCGCUAUCUCAUGCAUGUCCAGGUCAUGCAGGAGGAGGAGAUCAACAUUAAAGCAAAUACUUGCAAAAUCGACGAGGUCGACUGCAUGACCUUGCGCCAGGCUCUCAAAUAUCAAUCGUUCUAGUUCGACCACAAGUAGUUAAACGAGGAUCUUUCCACACCCCACACAUUACUUAAUCAAUCUCAAAUUUCAUGUGCAUACUGCAUUUAAUACUAAAUUCUUUCAAUGUACAUGAUCAAUAAAUCAAAAAAUUCACACCAGUGCAGUCUGUGCCCGUUCUA
Molecule: messenger RNA, 1528 nt
Organism: Drosophila busckii
Lineage: Eukaryota; Metazoa; Arthropoda; Insecta; Diptera; Drosophilidae
Product: tektin-1
Exons: 3
Coding region: 105-1370 (421 amino acids)
Biological process (GO): cilium movement involved in cell motility; cilium assembly
Cellular component (GO): nucleus; microtubule cytoskeleton
Source: RefSeq, a predicted model, not a curated record